UCAAACUGGCCCAUAAGUAAGGCAUAAGGUUGAAGUGAUUAGUGGGCUGGUCAGCCCAUGGCGCCGAAGGCACAACUCGAUCUGCUUCCCUCAUUUGCCGUUCUGGCAGUUCGCCCUUCCUCUCUCACUACCUGAGAAUUGUUACCGGUGAUUGUAAACCCCGUCGAUCCUCUCUGUCGAUGCUGAUUCGGAAGAGAUUAGUGUCAAAAUCCAGUAAUUCACAACAUAAAAUGUCUAUCUCUCUGAGAAUCGAUUAACUUUCUUCGGAUUCUGAUCGGUUCCAAGCAUGAACUUCAGUGAGCUCAAUUUGGAUGUCUGAUCGCAAAAUCAUGUGGUUUUCCUUUUGGAAAUCUAGAGAUCGAUUCUCCUUAGAUGAGAUACUUAACCGAUCAGUUGCAGAAAGUUCAAAUUGUUAAUGCAGUUAAUAAGGAUUUUGUUGUUGAGGCUUUGAGAUCAAUUGCCGAGUUAAUAACCUACGGUGAUCAGCAUGACGCAAACUUUUUCGAAUUCUUCAUAGAGAAGCAAGUCAUGGGGGAGUUUGUCCGAAUAUUAAAGAUUAGCAAAACUUUCACUAUUUCACUUCAGCUGCUGCAGACAAUGAGUAUCAUGAUACAGAACCCAAAAAGUGAACAUGCUAUUUGUAAGUUGGUUCUUAAGCAAAAGAAUGUGUUUAUGCCUUUUUACAUUCCUGGUCUGAUAUUUAAUGAAUUGCAUUCGGUUAAGCAUCUUCCUCUCUGGAAAUUUUGCUGAUUACAUCUUACCUCAAUCUUGAAGAAAAUCUUGAAACCAAGCUUAUAAAAGUUCCAAACCCUUGAUUCAAGCUUCCUUCUCCUUGAUCUCCUUCAAAAUCCUCCUUCCCUCUCUAAUUCUCUCUGUCUCGGCUAUUCCUCUUUCAAUAUAAUGAAAAUGAACCCAAAAUUUCCCAUUCGUGUGUUUCAAAAAUACAGUUCCCCGACAAGUGUCCAGACAGCUCAAAGAGUGUCCGGACACUUUGUGAAGAAAUUGAGACAGAGUUUCUCUGCUCGAGGUGUCCGGACACUUAAUCUGGGUGUCCGGACACUUCCACCAGUUUUUGAAAUAUUCACUUUAUACAAUCUUCAAUCUAGGUUUACUGAUGAAAUAAUGAAUUUUCACCAUAAUUAAUCUCUAAAAUUUACAUUUUUGAGAUUGGGUUGUCACAUAUGCAUAAUAGAGAUUUUAUCAAAAUAUUCUACCAAAAAUGAUUUAUGGUAUAAAUAUUUUUCAUCAUCUUCUUACAAAAAUUAUAAAUGAUUUUUAUGAUCUCCUUGCCAUCGCCAGACUACCACCAUUUAUUGAAAGGUAUACAAUUAUUUUAAUUUUUGAUUUAGAUUUUCAUCAAUUAACCAGUAUAUAUAAAUUGAUAAUCUCCUCGUGACUCAUUAGUAUCCAAUCAUAUAUAUUUUUUAAAUUCU
Tripterygium wilfordii is the source of this 1433-nucleotide messenger RNA. RefSeq names its product protein TRANSPARENT TESTA 9-like. Gene Ontology annotation, cellular component: late endosome; endolysosome membrane. The record is from RefSeq and is a predicted model, not a curated record. The transcript has 4 exons. The coding region runs from base 373 to 750 and encodes 125 amino acids. Gene Ontology annotation, biological process: endosome to lysosome transport; endosomal transport; regulation of autophagosome maturation. NCBI's taxonomy places the organism in Eukaryota, Viridiplantae, Streptophyta, Magnoliopsida, Celastrales, Celastraceae.